AGGGGGUUGAAACGGCGCCUUUUUUCUUUAGAAUUGGCUUUUUUAUAUAUUUUUUCUUUUACAAUAAAGCAUUCAUGAAUGAAAUACCAUUGACACAAGGCUUUAACUCGAUAUUGGGACCUGCUGUCCUGGAAAUAGACCAAGCCAUAGUAACCGUUCAAAAAAGCCAAGAUGAUCUUGGAAAAGAGAUUGAACGUUUAGUUGCAGAGCUUGAGUUAUUCACGGAUAUCGCAGAGCCCCCCACACUCGUGCCAUGUCUCGAAAAACUCUUGGACGCCAAAAAACGUCUAUCAUCAGCAAAUAAACUGAUGGCACAAACAAAUGAUCGUGUCGAACGGAUUCAAAAAGAAAUUAUUGACACUAAUAAAGAGUAAAAACAUGAUAUAUCACA
Messenger RNA from Mucor mucedo, 391 nucleotides. RefSeq lists its product as uncharacterized. Gene Ontology annotation, biological process: endosome to lysosome transport; intracellular protein transport; synaptic vesicle exocytosis. Lineage: Eukaryota; Fungi; Mucoromycota; Mucoromycetes; Mucorales; Mucoraceae. The transcript has 2 exons. The coding region runs from base 75 to 374 and encodes 99 amino acids. Gene Ontology annotation, molecular function: SNARE binding. The record is from RefSeq and is a predicted model, not a curated record. Gene Ontology annotation, cellular component: synaptic vesicle; BORC complex; BLOC-1 complex.